AUGACACCAAACUCCGAAUCAAGUCCUGUUCUUAAAGUCUUCACAUCCCCAAGACUACUGCAUAUACCAAGAGAUAGCAUUGUUCAAUGUGCUAGAAGACUAUUCUGGGAAUUGAAUUUUGUUGACAUUAUCACAGGUUCUGCGGAUGGUAAGACUGUAUCUUCAUUCGACGGUAUCGAGUCGUAUGUUGAUUAUCCCACUGUUCCUCUGCGAGAAGAAUUUGACUACAGAGGUCGUUCAGAAGCUGGUCAAUUGGUGACGACUGCGGUUAAAAUGAAUAUUGAAAUUCACCACAAGAGACCAUAUGAUGCAAUUCUUACAAGACUAAAAGCUUCAUUAUCAAGUUGGGAAAUGAGACUUGAAGACCCUUCUCUUUUUGAUGCACCACCUCUAAUUGAUAAAAGUGGAAGAGUCAAUGAAGGUGUUCACCAAGCCAUAUUGUUAUUCAACUAUGCAAAAGUUUUUGCCCAUAGACCGUUCUCAUAUCUUUGGAAAAUUAAUUCUCCCCAACAUCCAAAAUGUAACGGUGAUGCAGUGGAUGCUACUGAUUUAACUACCCAAAUUCAAGCCAAUUCUAGAACUACUAUUGAAACUAGGAAAACUAUUGAAGGGGCCAAUUCUAUAAUUCAAGUGCUAAUAGAUACAGGAGCAUCUAAAGUUCUUGAACGAACCCAUUUUUUUGCUUGUGCUUUGGCUCUUUCGUCAUUGGUACAUUUAAGUGCAUAUAUUUGGAUCGAGACUACCUUGGCUAUGGAUAAGAGUCAGUCAUUUGGCUUGAAUUCUGAAGAUUUGGACCUUUAUACUGAAUAUAUUAAAUUGGCAUUAAGUGCACUUUAUCCGAUAUCAAAACACUGGCAAUUGUCAGGGAAAUUGGCAAAGCAUAUAAGAGAUUCGUUAACCACGUUACGACCAAAGCUUUAUUCAAAGUUGAAGGAUUUUUUACCGCAGUUGGAGAUCGGCGUUGAAAAAAUGAAUAUUUCAGGUAGUGAAUCUAACGGACCAAAUUCUACAAGAAGUCUGACUAUGCCUGUUGAUUUAUCUACAACUCCGACAACUGCAACAACGAACUUUGGUGGACGUAUUGGUGUUUCAAACCAAAUGGAAAACCAGGUACCGUUACCACAACCUCAAGGUGGUGGUGCUGCCUUAGAUAUUAAUGAUGGAGGAGUACCAAAUGACAACCCGCUUUUCAAUGAACAAUAUGAUUUUGGAAAUCUUACUUGGGAGCCAGCGUCUCCUGUUUCACCCUCUGGUUGUGAUUGGAUUGACAAAGGUUUGGUGGAUUUUAAUUUUGAUGCAUUUGUAUAG
This is a messenger RNA of Candida tropicalis MYA-3404, 1308 nucleotides long. Its product is annotated as fungal specific transcription factor domain-containing protein. The coding region runs from base 1 to 1308 and encodes 435 amino acids. NCBI's taxonomy places the organism in Eukaryota, Fungi, Ascomycota, Pichiomycetes, Serinales, Debaryomycetaceae. The transcript has a single exon. The record is from RefSeq and is a predicted model, not a curated record.